AUGGCUGUGGACCUUCCGGGCCUUGCCCAAAUUCUCGAAGCAAGCUUAGAUCCCACGCAAAACAAACAAGCGGAGCUUGCUAUCCUGCACGAAGAGAAGAAGCUGAACUUCUCCCUGUCUUUGCUGCAAAUCGUAGCCACACAAACCUACGGACCUACUGCUCGCCUAGCCGGUGCUUUAUACUUCAAGAAUUAUAUCAAGAGAAGUUGGACGGACGAAGAUGGCAAUCAUAAGCUGCCUCAGAAUGAGGUUACAGCCAUCAAGCGCGAGCUCAUUGGGCUCAUGAUCUCAGUGCCCCCAAAUAUCCAGUAUCAAUUGGGAGACGCGAUUGGUGUCAUAGCGGACAGUGACUUUUGGGAGAGAUGGGACUCACUGGUGGAUGACCUUGUAUCCCGUCUGACGCCUAAUAAUACUGCGGCCAAUAAUGGAGUGCUGCAAGUCGCCCAUUCAAUUUUCAAGAGAUGGCGGCCUCUGUACCGGUCAGACCCCUUAUUCACUGAAAUUAAUCAUGUAUUGGGCAAGUUCGGGAAUCCGUUUCUAAGUCUGGUUCAGAGCACAGACGCACUCAUCGAUCAAAAUCAGUCAAACAAAGCGAUGCUCUUGCAGCUAUUCGCAACCCUAAAUCUCAUUGUUAAGCUGUUCUACGACCUCUCAGUCCAGGAUCUACCACCAGUCUUCGAAGAUAGCCUCCCCGCAGUGACCUCACUGCUUCACAAGUAUCUCACAUACGAGAACAAUCUGCUACAAACAGACGACGAUGGUGAAGCAGGUCCUCUGGAGCACGUCAAGUCGGGUAUCUUCGAGGUCUUGGAGCUGUGGAUCAAGAAGUACGAGGACGCCGUUGGCGUACAUGUUGGACAAUUCAUAUCAAGCUCCUGGAAUCUGCUCACCACCGUGGGUCGGCAAACUAAAAACGACAUUCUGGUCAGCAAAGCGCUACAAUUUCUGACUGCUGUAACAAGCAGUACCGAGCAUGCGCAGGCUUUCAAUGACGAUUCCACUUUGUCCCAAGUCGUUGAGCGAGUGAUUCUACCUAACCUGACAUUGCGAGACUCGGAUAUGGAACUCUUCGAAGAUGAACCAAUCGAGUUCAUCAGAAGAGACCUUGAAGGUUCUGAUAGCGACACUCGGCGACGGGCAGCGACGGAUUUCCUCCGACAGUUGAUGGCAAAGUUUGAGGGUAUGGUCUCGACGGUUGUCCUUCGAUACAUUGACCACUACUUGUCCGACUAUGCUCAAAACCCUGCUAGUAAUUGGAAGUCGAAAGACACUGCCGUGUAUCUGUACUCAUCAAUAGCUGCCAGAGGCACUAUCACGGCCAGCCAAGGGGUCACAAGCGUCAACUCCUUUGCGAACGUCAUUGAAUUCUUUCAAAACAACAUCGCUGGGGAUCUGGUCUCGGACACUGGCGUUGAGCCUAUUCUCCAAGUUGACGCCAUCAAGUACCUUUACAUGUUCAGGAGUCAGAUCACGGCAGCACAAUGGCAAGAUGCCUUUCCUCUUGUCGUUAAGCACUUAGGUUCCUCGGAUUAUGUUGUGUACACUUAUGCUGCGAUCGCUCUAGAACGCACCAUGGCCCUCACCAACGCUUCCAAACAACCAAUAGUCAGCAGGGUAAGCGUCGAAGCUCUUUCAGCGCAACUCUUGCGGCAUUUGUUCGGCUUGAUCGAGAAAGAUCCUGAGCCUGCGAAGCUGCAAGAGAACGAGUUCUUGAUGCGGUGUGUUAUGCGAGUCCUUAUUGUCAUCAGAGAAGCUGUCGUGCCUAUAGUGGACGAAAUCUUGACACAUUUUGUGAAGAUUACGCAGGUCAGUAGUCAAAACCCGAGCAACCCCAGGUUUUGUUACUACCUUUUUGAGGCUCUCGGAGCUUUCAUUCGAUUUAGCGCUCCUUCGCAACCCGACAAACUCGAAAAUGGUCUAUAUGUAUCAUUCAUUGCUGUGAUACAGGAUGAUGUGCAAGAGUUCAUACCAUACAUCUUCCAACUCUUCGCUGCUCUUCUCGAAGCCAACCCAUCUGGAUCGUUAUCAGACUACUACAAGAAUCUGAUACCUCCACUACUCACACCCGCAUUAUGGGCACCAAAAGGCAAUGUGCCAGCCCUCGUCCGUCUCUUAACCUCUAUCAUCUCGCGAGGUUCGUCCGUCAUUGCGCAAGACAAUCAGAUAGAAACUGUACUGGGUAUAUUUCAAAGCCUAGCAUCUACCAAAAUCAAUGAAACCUACGGGUUCGAGCUUCUAGAGAGCACAAUUGCCAAUUUUCCUCCGUCAACGUUGGAGCAAUACUAUCCUUCCAUACUGAAUGUUCUCCUCAACAGAUUACAGAAUACGAAGACGGAACCUUUCGCAUCGAGAUUCGUUCGACUAUACCAUUUCAUCUCCGCAAAGGACGACAAAGGCCUUGGUGCAGACUUUUUCAUAAGCAAGCUAGAUCAAGUCCAGGAUGGUCUUUUUGCUCCCCUGUACCUCAACAUCAUCCUUCCAGACACACAGAAACUGUUACGACCCCUUGAUCGAAAGACUGCAGUCAUCUCUUUCACAAAGACUUUGACCGAUUCUGUCGCCUUUGCAGAGAAAUACAAGAAAGGCUGGGCGUACACUUGUGAGGCUUUGCUCAAGCUCCUUGAAAAUCCCCCAAUACCCGCGGCUACGGAAGAGACAAUUGUGGAGCAAGAUCCUGACGACAUGAGCUUUGGUGUGGGUUUCACGCAGCUUACGACCAUCAAGCGACCAAUCCGAGACCAGUGGCCUAAAGUUACAGACGUGAAGAGAUGGGUGAGCGAGUAUGUUCGAGCAGCGGAUGCAAGGCAGAAUGGAACGAUAGCUUCGUUUGCACAUGAGCGACUAUCAGCUGAGGUGGCUCCUCUAUUUGCAGCUUAUAUGCAAAGAUGA
Molecule: messenger RNA, 2889 nt
Organism: Letharia columbiana
Lineage: Eukaryota; Fungi; Ascomycota; Lecanoromycetes; Lecanorales; Parmeliaceae
Exons: 9
Coding region: 1-2889 (962 amino acids)
Biological process (GO): protein export from nucleus; protein import into nucleus
Cellular component (GO): cytosol; nuclear envelope
Molecular function (GO): small GTPase binding; nuclear export signal receptor activity
Source: RefSeq, a predicted model, not a curated record